AUGCCUCCCAAGCGAGGAAAGAAGGAACAGCCAGCCAAGGAGGAGACCACAGGCACAAGGGAAGCUGCUGAGGACGUUGUGCCCACCCAGGAAGCUGCACUGCUGCUCCAAGACUAUGAGCGCAUCUGCCAGCAACUGGAAGACUUGAAAGUGCAGCGGGCACAACUGCGGGAGCAGAAUGACUUUCUGCAGCAGGAGGCGCAGUGCCUUCAGUCCGAGAGCCUGGAAUUCACGGGCUACCUGGCCAAGCGAGUCCAGAGACGCCAGGAUGCUGCCGUCUCCCUGACCGAGGAGAACCGGCAGAUGCUGAGGGAGAUCCGGCAGCAACAUCAGGAGGUGCUUGCCCGCUUCCAGGAGCAGGAGGCCGCUCUGCGGGAUGAGCUGCUGCGGAAGGAAGCAGAAGUCGCUCGACUGGGCUCAGAACUGGAGGGGUUGGGGAAGAUCCGGGCCCUGCAGCAGGAGCAGGUGGCCCGCAUUCAGGAACUUCAGCGCGAGCUGGCAGCUGCCAGGAAGCAGCAGGUCGACCGCCUCCAGGAAACAAAGGCCGGCUUCUUGCAGCAGAAGGCGGUCUAUGAGAAAGAGGCCCAGCAGCAAAUGGAGCGCUUGGCCCAGCAGGCACAAGAGGUGGCAACGCUGUGCCAGCGGGAACACAGCGAGGUGGUGAAACGGCAGAAUCAGGAGCUGCGGCAGGAGCUGCAGCAGUUGGUCCGACGGGCGAACGAGCUGCGGAAGCACAAGCAGCGGCUCGAGGACCAAGCCCAGCGAUUGCGGCAAGAACAUCGCUGCCUGCAAGAGAUCGCCCUUUUGCGCCACUGCCGUGGGCGCCAGAAAGAUAUCCCACCAGGGGACGACAGAACAGGGCACUCCUUGCCAGGACAACCUUAG
This is a messenger RNA of Euleptes europaea (tarantolino), 885 nucleotides long. Its product is annotated as coiled-coil domain-containing protein 166-like. Bases 1 to 885 code for a protein of 294 amino acids. The transcript has a single exon. The record is from RefSeq and is a predicted model, not a curated record. NCBI's taxonomy places the organism in Eukaryota, Metazoa, Chordata, Lepidosauria, Squamata, Sphaerodactylidae.